Coregonus sp. 'balchen' is the source of this 4302-nucleotide messenger RNA. The record is from the annotation of a GenBank genome assembly. Lineage: Eukaryota; Metazoa; Chordata; Actinopteri; Salmoniformes; Salmonidae.
GGCGGCGGGAAUGUAUUUAGAACAUUACCUUGACAGUAAGAUAGUUUUCCUUUUUCAUGUUUUAUUCCUUAAAUAAUUUGUAAUCCUACUAAAUAUCAUGUAAUGGAAUUUGUUGUGUGUAUUUGUUUUACAUGCACGCAUAGCUACUCCCAUAACCAGUACAAGGGCUUGAGGAGACGAGAAGCCCAGUUACUGGUUCAGCUAACGUUACUCCAUAAAAAAGUCCAGAGCGAGGGACAAUGAGCACGCGAUAAAGCUAGCUAACGUUAGCUAAAUUAGCGCGCUUGCAAUCCAAACUAGCUAGAUAGCUAGCUACCAAAACGGUGCAUAAUUGUACCGUUCUUGAUAUAUUCUAAAUUACUUUGUGGUAUCGUAGGGUUCUAUUCAGUGGUAUCCUACGUUUACGUACUAUACAUAUUUAUAGACCAGCGUUGGCAAUUUUAGUAACGUUACGUAACACACACAAGAAGCUAGCAAUGUUGCAGCCCACUGACACUGAUGAUACUGCUGUAUUCGAAUUGGAUCGGUAUAUAACGUAAUAUACUGUACAACACCUUGUUUUUCUAGGUAUAGAAAAUCUGCCGUUUGAGCUACAGAGGAAUUUCACUCUUAUGAGAGACCUGGACACACGGACAGAGGGUGAGACUCUCACACAGAUCUGAUAUUAUGAUUGUUGCUGUUAUCAUAACAAGUAAAUAGCAAACACUUAUCCAGAAUGUCAAGGCUACUGUCAAUAGUCAGUGUGCAUGUAGCCCAUGUGAUGGUUGUACCCACAAUUUACUAUAAAUGAAUGAAUCUCUUUCUCUCAGAUCUGAAAGGGCAGAUAGACUCUUUGGCUCGUGAAUACACAUCAAACACGCACACCCUAGCCUCUGAGCAGAAGCUCUCCCUGCUCCGGCAGAUCCAGCAGUCAUAUGGCAAGUGUAAAGAGUUUGGAGAUGACAAGGUCCAACUGGCCAUGCAGACCUAUGAGAUGGUGAGUAGACCUUAGGAUGGAUACAGUAGACUGGGAAUAGGAGUGCUGCUUGGGGUCCAUACUAGUAAUGAGGAAAGGAAAAGUGCUCUUUGGAGAGAGGGUUACCUCAGGUUGCAGGCAAGCCUUACAUAGUGAAAGAUGUGUUAUAUUUAAGCAAUAAGGCCAGAGGAGGUGUGGUAUAUGGCCAAUAUCCCAUGACUAAUUGGCCAUAUAUCACAAACACCUAAGGUGCCUUAUUGCUGUUAUAAACUGGUUACCAACGUAAUUAGAGUAAUACAAAUAAAUGUUUUGUCAUACCCGUGGUAUACGGUCUGAUAUACCACGGCUGUCAACCAAUCAGCAUUAAGGGCUCGAACCACCCAGUUUAUAAUCUUAAUUAGCAUGUUUGAUGCAGCUGGAAAUGGAAAUGUUGACUAGUCCAGAUUUUGAUGUUGAGCAGAAGUGGACGCACUUUCUGCUUCCACUGUGAUUAGUUAGCCUAGGCAAGCUGAGAUGUCAGUCAUUUCUCAUGUAAUGUGUGAUGUCUCAGUCAGUGUCCUGUUAUUCAUUGUGACCCCUCAGGUGGACAAACACAUUCGCAGGCUGGACACAGACCUGGCCCGCUUCGAGGCAGACCUGAAGGAGAAAAAGAUUGAGAGCACCGACUAUGACUCAACCUCCAGCAAGGGAAUCAAGAGUAAGUUCUGUUCAGAAACUUUGUGACUUUUUACUGUUGUCUCAUUGACGUUCAACCCUAUAGAUAGCUGUGAAUUGGGCCAUGUUCAUUAUGGCAUGUAGUGGAAAACAUUUAGCAAAAACUAAAAUUAGCUUAUUCUUAUUAGACAGCAGGUCCAGGGAGUCCCUCCUUAUAUAAGUCUAUUUUCUUCUGUUUGGUGCUUAAUAAACAUAGCCUAAAGAGUUUUGUGUCUUUUUUCAGGUGAGCUCAGGGUGCCAAAAGAGAAGAAGGUGGCUCGCACGAGGUUAAAGGUGAAGUCAGACGACGACUGCAGCCCCAAGAGCGGACAGAAGAAAGUCAAACUAACACAAGCGUAUGUACCAUUAAAACGUUUCAUAGGCUGAUGCUUUAUACCAGAUAUAAGCCAGACAGCUAAUUUUCAUCCACUCCAAUAACCCCCUGAACCUAACCGAAAUGUGCUGUUCUGGUCUUCUCUCACUCCGUACCUUACAGCAGUCUCUGAUACAGUACAUCCCUUCCUCUCAGUAUUCAUCCCCAUUGUCCUCCCUUGUUGUGUCCUUAGGCCUGAGUUCACAGCCCCUACAGUGAACUUUGGGAACGUCCACCCUUCGGACGUGCUGGACAUGCCCGUGGACCCCAACGAGCCCACCUACUGCCUGUGUCACCAAGUGUCCUACGGAGAGAUGAUCGGCUGUGACAACACAGACGUGAGUCCACAGCUUUCUGACAUUGGUGAUCUAGUGGUACAUGAGCACUAGGUCCAGAGUUGAGGUCAGUUCCCUUUCAAUUCAGGAAGGAAACUGAAAAUCCAAUUCCCUUUUUUUCUCAUAGAGAGAAGCAAUGACAUCACUUCCUGAGAUGACGGAAUUGAAAUGAACCCCAACCCUGAUUGGGUCAACUAUUCACUAGGAGCCAAAUCCUAACCUGAAAUCUGGGCACUAGAAUGUUUCUACAAAAAAUACCACAUUGACAUGAAUCUGUGAUUUUACCAAAAAGUCUGAUUUUAUAAAUUCAAGAAAUGAGAGCUGGCGUUGGAAUGUUUGCACUUAAAUCAAAGAUGAAUCCAGUAAAACCUAAAUAAAGGCUAGUUCCUUUUGGUCCAUUUUGGCCUUAAGAAAUAAACCCACUAGAGGGCAGCACAGCAUUAUAAAAGUCUCUCCCUAUACUAUUGGAAUACUAACGAGAAUGUAUUGUGUUGGUCUCAUUGCAGUGCUCCAUUGAGUGGUUCCACUUUGCCUGUGUGGGGCUGACAACAAAACCCAGAGGAAAAUGGUAAGUCAAAGAAAUUAGGAUAGGAAAAUAAGGAUUUUUCUCCUAUAACAUGGAAGAGAUCAACUCACUGAACAUACCACCAUUUCACUCACCCUUUCUUUUAUCUCUUUCACUCUGUCUCUAUUUCUUUCAUUUCUUUCACCCAGGUACUGUCCAAGGUGUACUCAGGAGAGGAAGAAAAAAUGAACCCACAGACAAUCAUAACCCUAGAGGAAGGUAGAGUUUACAACAGAGGCUUCACCGUGUUUGUAUUGGAACAUGGGAAACCCUUCAUAAACACUAACAUAGACUCUGCAGGGUUUAAUAGGUCACACCGUCACAAAUUGUUUUCAAACGCAAAACCAAAAUGAGCAUUUCCUAUUGGACAAUUCCAGGUAGCCAUUCCCUGUAUCAGUCCGUGUUCUUCAGUUCAGUGUCUAAUGAACACGACCCCCAGUAUUAGGGUCCUUCCGGUCUGCUAUCCUGUAUAAUUCUCUUUGUUAAACAGAAAGAAGCAAUUAUGGACAUUUGACGGAGGUGUCGUUACAGAUGUUCCCCAAUCAUGACUAUUAUGUUGUAUUUUAUUUUAGAACUUUUUGACGGUUGCUUUAAUGCUUUUAUAUGCAGAGUAAUACAGGGACAUAUACCCUUAUUUUACAGCCAGUGGUUGUAGAUGGCUCUCAGCCACUCAGUUGCUUCAUGACAGACUGUAACAGCGACUCCUACUGGAUGCUUUUAUACUGAACACUAUUCAGCCCUGAUACACACAGAUAACAUGUAUCAACUCUUUCAUUCUCCAACUAUUCUCUAUAUUCACCCCUGGUUAUUUCCAGAUCAGACUUUUGGGGGACAGAACAUUUAUUGAUUAAGCAGAGUCAUUGAUGUAGUUGAUAGAUUUGACUCAAAAUGAGAAUAUACAGAUCUAGAUAUGCUAGUUCAGAAUGCUGUCGGAAGCGAACUGGACAGAAUUUCUCUCACAUUCACUUAAACAGCAAUUACCUGAAUUGCAGGUUGUUUGCACAAAAUUAGUGCGCUGGAAAAGUUAUUGCAUAAAGGAAUCUAGAUGGUAACACUUUAAAAAAUAUAUAUAUUUUCAGAUAAAUUGACAUUUUGAUAGGCCCCAUCUCAAAUCAUUCAACAAUGUCCCGUAUAUUUCUAUUAGGAAGAGGCAUAUCUUUGACUGGCUGUGCUUUAUGAAGAGCUUUAUUGAUCAGUACUGUAAGAAUAACCAUUUAAAUGUGCUUAAAAGUAUCGGAGUUACUGGAUACUUUGCUCCGUAUGGUUUGACUGGUGCCUCAAGAAUAUUAUUUCAAGUUGCCGUUUACUUUUUGUAUUCUAAGUGUAAUUGAAUACUGUUUUUGGUGUUUUCCAUUAAGAAAUAAAGCUAAUAAAAAAAAUU